Messenger RNA from Didymodactylos carnosus, 766 nucleotides. The record is from the annotation of a GenBank genome assembly. Lineage: Eukaryota; Metazoa; Rotifera; Eurotatoria; Philodinida; Philodinidae.
AUGGAGUCUUCAAAUAACGAUAACAUUGCAUUCAACUAUAUCAGACAAUGGGAGCAGGAAACGAUAAAUAGGGUGAAACAAGUCGCUGAUCAAGCUUGCUUAGACAUUCAAGCAUUAAUUGAUGAAAAUAAUGCAUCGUCAAAAAAACGAUAUGAUCGAUUAGAUGCAGAGCUACGACAGCAGGAAAAAAAUAAUAGUUCAUCUGAACAAGAAAUUGAACAACUAAAAGCAGCUGAACUACUAAAACUUAAUUGUCAAAGGAGCAUUGAAAUUCACAGUCGAACUCUCGAUUUUGAUGGUGUUUUUCAAAUAACAAGUGGUCGUUCAACCGCAAGUGAUGUUUCGUUUGAUUUAAAUCGAGUUCUAGAUGUAAAUUCUCGAACAAAUACAGUUUAUAUAAGUGAUGAUUGUUUGAUGACAGCGUCACAUAAUAAUAUUCUGUAUUAUGAUAUGAACCAAUUAUGUAUAGUAGAUUUGACAGGCACAUACGGACGAACAAUUGACUGGAUGGAUGAGAUACGUGAUAUGUGUUGGUGCUCAUCAGUUGAUCAGUUUUUCAUAUGGUCUUGUAGUGGAGGAUAUACGUUAGAUAGCUUAACAUUGAACAUGAUACAGAUUAAGGAAGUUCCAAAAAUUUUGCCGUUCGACACAUGUUCCGCUACAUGUCUAGAUGAUAAACUUCUUUUAUGUGAUUCACCAAAUAUUCAGUUAUGGCAGCCAUCCACAUGGACAUUAAAAGAUAAAUGGGAAAAUGUUAUUAGUAAAG